AUGCAAAACGGCUGUUAUUCUAAUCCUAAUCAUUUUUUUCAAUCACCUGGAUAUGGUAAUUAUCAAAGAAAUUUUUUUGAAACAAUUGAUAUACCAUUAUCAUCUUUAACACCUAUCAAUAUAUCUAAUACAUCUACCUCUGUACCAAAUAACAUUUAUAUUGAAACACCAACUACAACUAUUGCAACAAUAAAUAAUAAUAAUAAUAAUAAUGAUAGAAAAUUUCAAAGUUCUACAAAAAACGAAUCAUUUAUAAGUAAUAAAGAUAUAAACGAAGAGACAGGUGAAACUUACUUAAAUUUAUCAGGUACUGGAGAAUUUUUAAAUAAAAAAUGUAAUGAACCUAAAAGUAGUCUUUUAAAGUUUUCAAAUUCUCCAAUAAACAUUAAUAAAAGUUUACCAACAUUUUCAGCAUCCAAAUUUAGUAUACCUAGUGAAAACCAGCCUACUAUUAUAAAUUCUACUUCAAAUUCUACUUUUAUUAACAAUAAAUUAACACCAAAAACUUCUGAAAAAAUGCUCAAUUCUAUUGAAACAUCAAUACCUAAUUUUAAUAUUAUUCACAAUACACAUUACAUUGACUAUUCCGGUACUAGUUCUUCUAAUCAUUAUCACAUUACCCAACAACAACCUAUAAAUAAUUUCUCUAGUCAUCAUAAAUUAAAUUUUAAUAAUUUUUUAACUCCAAAUAAUAUGACUAAUUUGUAUACUAAUCUUCCCCUUAUUAAUGAACCACAAACUUUUCCAUCAACACCUGAAAAUAACAUCUAUUCACCAUUUAAUUCUAAUCAAACAAUAUAUGAAAGAAAUUCAUCUUUUCAAGUGCCAUCAUUACCCUGUCAUACACCAAAAUAUUUACCUCAAUAUACAGAUCCUUCUAAUGCAAUAAUUACAACAGAUGAGAUACAUAAAAUGAAACAUUCACCACAAAUACUUUGUAAUAAUUCACCAUCUGACUCCUCAACAAUUGAUACAAUUUCUCCUAAAUCAAUUUGUUCAAUUUGUUUAAAUGCCCCAUCAAAUGGUUUACAUUUUGGAGCUAAAGCAUGUGCAGCAUGUGCAGCCUUUUUUCGUCGUUCCAUUUCUGAUAACAAAAAAUAUGUAUGUAAAAAAAGUCAACGUUGUAUUAUUACAAUAAAUGGUGAUACAGGAGGUUAUCGAAAGAUGUGUCGUGAAUGUAGAAUGAAAAGAUGUUUAAGUGUUGGUAUGCAACCUGCUAAUGUUCAAAAUAGAAGACAAAUACAAAUGGUAAUGCCAAGAAAAGAUUAUAUUGAUAUAGAUGAUGAUAAUUAUUAUAAACAAUAUAAUAAUAAAGAAAAAGUAGUAAUUGAAGAUAAUCAAAUAAAUGUUCCUGCUAAAUCUUCUAAUAUUGUUAUACAAAGAAACACAUUAGAUGUUAACAAAAUUUAUAACAAUAACUCUAAUUAUAAUAAUUUUAAAAAAUUUUCUCAAAUUAUUUGUUAA
Molecule: messenger RNA, 1464 nt
Organism: Strongyloides ratti
Lineage: Eukaryota; Metazoa; Nematoda; Chromadorea; Rhabditida; Strongyloididae
Product: Nuclear hormone receptor HR78
Exons: 4
Coding region: 1-1464 (487 amino acids)
Biological process (GO): regulation of DNA-templated transcription
Molecular function (GO): zinc ion binding; sequence-specific DNA binding; DNA-binding transcription factor activity
Source: RefSeq, a predicted model, not a curated record